GAAGCUUAAUAGGCUAGCCCCAAAGAAGGCGGGGGAACCGGGCGGAGGGGACCGGUCUGAGCCGGUCUGCAGCGCAAGCGCAGUGCGGAUAAACAGGAAGCGGGCGGUGGAGGCAGCAGCAGAGGAAGAGCUCGGGGCUUCGAGGGGGAACAGCAGAAGAGCUAAGAUUAUCGGGAGGGCAGCAGAGGCAGAGAACGAGGACAGGACCCUUGGCCGUCUUCUUCCAGGGAACGAGAGGUCACAGCCUCGCUCUCCGCUUAGGCUUCUGGCGCCCCAGCUUAAAGCUGAGGCUGCGGCUGACAAAGGGCUCGCGCCGGUGCCGCCGCCCUUCUCAUCCGGGCAUUCGGGUCCCUGCGGAGAGGGAGGGGGAAGGGCAGAGGGGGAGGGGAAGGAGCCGGAGGGGCGCACACUUGGAGCUGAAGCCCUCUCCAGGGCUCCGGGCCGGUGGCCCAACGGACGGAGGUCGAGGAGGACCCGCAGAGGUGGCGGCGGCCGGGGGCAGGAGGAUGGUGCAGAAGGAGAGUCAAGCGACGUUGGAGGACCGGGAGAGCGAGCUCAGCUCCAACCCUGCCGCCUCUGCGGGGGCAUCGCUGGAGCCGCCGGCAGCUCCGGCACCCGGAGAAGACAACCCUGCCGGGGCUGGGGGAGCGGCGGUGGCCGGGGCUGCAGGAGGGGCUCGGCGGUUCCUGUGCGGUGUGGUGGAAGGAUUUUAUGGAAGACCUUGGGUUAUGGAACAGAGAAAAGAACUCUUUAGAAGGCUCCAGAAAUGGGAAUUAAAUACAUACUUGUAUGCCCCAAAAGAUGACUACAAACAUAGGAUGUUUUGGCGAGAGAUGUAUUCAGUGGAGGAAGCUGAGCAACUUAUGACUCUCAUCUCUGCUGCACGAGAAUAUGAGAUAGAGUUCAUCUAUGCGAUCUCACCUGGAUUGGAUAUCACUUUUUCUAACCCCAAGGAAGUAUCCACAUUGAAACGUAAAUUGGACCAGGUUUCUCAGUUUGGGUGCAGAUCAUUUGCUUUGCUUUUUGAUGAUAUAGACCAUAAUAUGUGUGCAGCAGACAAAGAGGUAUUCAGUUCUUUUGCUCAUGCCCAGGUCUCCAUCACAAAUGAAAUCUAUCAGUACCUAGGAGAGCCAGAAACUUUCCUCUUCUGUCCCACAGGUCCCAAAGUUGUUUCUAAAGAAAUUCCAGUAGAGUCCAUUGAAGAGGUUUCUAAGAUUAUUAAGAGAGCUCCAGUAAUCUGGGAUAACAUUCAUGCUAAUGAUUAUGAUCAGAAGAGACUGUUUCUGGGCCCGUACAAAGGAAGAUCCACAGAACUCAUCCCACGGUUAAAAGGAGUCCUCACUAAUCCAAAUUGUGAAUUUGAAGCCAACUACGUUGCUAUCCACACCCUUGCCACCUGGUACAAAUCAAACAUGAAUGGAGUGAGAAAAGAUGUAGUGAUGACUGACAGUGAAGAUAGUACUGUAUCCAUCCAGAUAAAAUUAGAAAAUGAAGGCAGUGAUGAAGAUAUUGAAACUGAUGUACUCUAUAGUCCACAGAUGGCUCUAAAGCUAGCAUUAACAGAAUGGUUGCAAGAGUUUGGUGUGCCUCAUCAAUACAGCAGUAGGCAAGUUGCACACAGUGGAGCUAAAGCAAGUGUAGUUGAUGGGACUCCUUUAGUUGCAGCACCCUCUUUAAAUGCCACAACCGUAGUAACAACAGUUUAUCAGGAGCCCAUUAUGAGCCAGGGAGCAGCCUUGAGUGGUGAGCCUACUACUCUGACCAAGGAAGAAGAAAAGAAACAGCCUGAUGAAGAACCCAUGGACAUGGUAGUGGAAAAACAAGAAGAAACGGACCACAAGAAUGACAAUCAAAUACUGAGUGAAAUUGUUGAAGCAAAAAUGGCAGAGGAAUUGAAACCAAUGGACACUGAUAAAGAGAGCAUAGCUGAAUCAAAAUCCCCAGAGAUGUCCAUGCAAGAAGAUUGUAUUAGUGACAUUGCCCCCAUGCAAACUGAUGAACAGACAAACAAGGAGCAGUUUGUGCCAGGUCCAAAUGAAAAACCUUUGUACACUGCGGAACCAGUGACCCUGGAGGAUUUGCAGUUACUUGCUGAUCUAUUCUACCUUCCUUAUGAGCAUGGACCCAAAGGAGCACAGAUGUUACGGGAAUUUCAAUGGCUUCGAGCAAAUAGUAGUGUUGUCAGUGUCAAUUGCAAAGGAAAAGACUCUGAAAAAAUUGAAGAAUGGCGGUCACGAGCAGCCAAGUUUGAAGAGAUGUGUGGACUAGUGAUGGGAAUGUUCACUCGGCUCUCCAAUUGUGCCAACAGGACAAUCCUUUAUGACAUGUACUCCUAUGUUUGGGAUAUCAAGAGUAUAAUGUCUAUGGUGAAGUCUUUUGUACAGUGGUUAGGGUGUCGUAGUCAUUCUUCAGCACAAUUCUUAAUUGGAGACCAAGAACCCUGGGCCUUUAGAGGUGGUCUAGCAGGAGAGUUCCAGCGUUUGCUGCCAAUUGAUGGGGCAAAUGAUCUCUUUUUUCAGCCACCUCCACUGACUCCUACCUCCAAAGUUUAUACUAUCAGACCUUAUUUUCCUAAAGAUGAGGCAUCCGUGUACAAGAUUUGCAGAGAAAUGUAUGACGAUGGAGUGGGUUUACCCUUUCAGAGUCAGCCUGAUCUUAUUGGAGACAAGUUAGUAGGAGGGCUGCUUUCCCUCAGCCUGGAUUACUGCUUUGUCUUAGAAGAUGAAGAUGGCAUAUGUGGUUAUGCCCUGGGCACUGUAGAUGUGACCCCCUUUAUUAAAAAAUGUAAAAUUUCCUGGAUCCCCUUCAUGCAGGAGAAGUAUACCAAGCCAAAUGGUGACAAGGAACUCUCUGAGGCUGAGAAAAUAAUGUUGAGUUUCCAUGAAGAACAGGAAGUACUGCCAGAAACUUUCCUUGCUAAUUUCCCUUCUCUGAUAAAGAUGGACAUUCACAAAAAAGUAACUGACCCAAGUGUGGCCAAAAGCAUGAUGGCUUGCCUCCUGUCUUCACUGAAGGCUAAUGGCUCCCGGGGAGCUUUCUGUGAAGUGAGACCAGAUGAUAAAAGAAUUCUGGAAUUCUACAGCAAGUUAGGAUGUUUUGAAAUUGCAAAAAUGGAAGGAUUUCCAAAGGAUGUGGUUAUACUUGGUCGGAGCCUGUGACGUGUGUUGACACUGUGAACUGUCCAAAAGUCUCUUAACUGCACCUUGUGAGUGGUAGUUGAGGUCUUCAUACAGUUCAGCCUCUAGAGUGGUAACAAAUCAGCCAAUUGGAUUCGAAACAAAGAAGACUAUGUAAAACUCACCCAUCACACUUUCAGACUACUCACUGGUUGGAAGAAUAUAGUAUUGCAGCAAAUCCUGUAUGAAAGAGAGAUGUGGGCUUCCUUUUUGAGUCUUGUGUUAGGUGCUGAGACCUUUUACACAGGCUUAUACAGGGAGAGAGUCUUCAAUAAAUGUAGUCAGCACUAUUUUCUGCAUCCAGUGUGGUUGCGUUUCUAACCUGAGAGUAAUCAAAAUAACAUCUGUCAUCUUCCUUGGUUUAUUGAGUGAAAUGUCUCAGUCUUUGGGGACAUGGCAGAGAUGAAAGAAAGAGUGGGUUUCAGAAGUGUCAGGGUGGAGUGAUUCCAAGUGGGAUGGUUGUGGCAUUAGUUUAAGCUGAAUAAAUAAUUUCAAUUUGGGGCAGUUAUUCUGCUUUUUGUAAAGCUGUGGCCAGUUGUCUCCUGUAAUGACUGUUGGUUCAGGCAUGUUGUACUUUGUAGGGACAAAUGUGCAUUUGUUUGUGGCAAAAGCCUACAAUUGGCAAACUUGUAAAUUUCUUUGUAUAUAAACUAGCUGUAACCUGACUAUCCUUUGUGUUUACUGUUUUUGUAAAUUUUUUUCCUCUAUAAAUGAAAGGGUGUUGGUUCAGAAUGGCACUUUGAAUAAUGUAAACCAGUGAAAAGUGGAUUUUCUUUACUUUUGUCUUUGGGUUUGGGGUUGUUUUUGUUCUUUUUGAAGUUUUAUUAUUUUUAAAGUGCCUCCCACCUAGGCGUAGGCCAUGACCAUUUGGGGUACGAGAGCCUAAUUUUGUAGGACUUAAUCUGUUGAAAAGCGCAGUUACUUCUGGAAAUUAACCUCAAUAUUAGGUCAGCAUGUGAAACGUUGGAUUUGACAUGUCAGGUAGGGUGCGGGAACUGAUUGGUCCCAUUUGCCCUCAGGUCAGUUGUUCUUUAAUCUCAAGACCCGUUACUACUGAUUUUAUUAAAUCAGAGUCUUUAAUUCUUGCAUGUUUGUAUCUAAUUUCUGAAAGAAUGAGCACACUUUAACCAGUUAUUUACAGUUACCUUUUUCCUUUAACCAGAUUGUGAAAGCUUCAUGUGUUUAUUAAUUUAGAUUCUGUGUUUUUAAGGGUUCUGAGCAUGAAGCUGGCAGAUAGUCUGCAGGACUCAUUUUUUCAUCAUGGCUGGCUGAUUUCUCCAUAGAUUCAUAACAGUAUUUUGUUAUCUUCUCUGUAGUUUUGCAUCAGCUGUUUAACUUCGAGCUGAGUGAGGGGAGAGGGGUAAAGAGAAAGAAACUUCAGUUUUCUUUCACAGAACUCCACCAGUGUGGGCUUUGAGAGAGCCCUAAAGCAUUGUACCUAGUGGUACCUAGUGACUUCCAACCAAAGCCUUUGAGUAUGCACUAAAUAGGUGGGAAGAAAGGAGAGAAGGUUUUUAGGUUAGAAACCUUUAACUGAUAGAAGGAUAUGGUAUGUUGUAAAGCCAGAACCAAGUUUGCAUUUUUGAGGGCUUGAGAUGAAGGGAAGACCCCUACCAGACAGUAAGACAGCUGAGUUUCCCCGUCUUUAACACUAGUGGACAAUUCUGGCAUUUUGUCUGGAGGAUUUCAGAGUUAACCUCAUGGAAUCAGGAUUUUUUAGCAAGUUUACUUUUGGUUUUAUCUUGGCUUUUAGUAAUCAUGUUGGCUGGUCUGGUCACAGGUUAACUGUGAAACAGAUGCCCUGGUCUUGCUUUCAUCACUCUAGAAUCAUGAAGUGAUAUGCUAUUUCCUGGUUAUGAAUAUUAAGGUUGGAAUGACAUUUUUAUUGAUUUAGAUCAGAGCUCAGUUCCUGUAGAAAACGAACUGUAAAAGACCAUGCAAGAGGCAAAAAUAAAACUUGAAGUGAAUGCUU
Messenger RNA from Symphalangus syndactylus (siamang), 5148 nucleotides. It is a transcript of the gene OGA, whose product is annotated as O-GlcNAcase. Gene Ontology annotation, molecular function: beta-N-acetylglucosaminidase activity. Lineage: Eukaryota; Metazoa; Chordata; Mammalia; Primates; Hylobatidae. Gene Ontology annotation, biological process: glycoprotein metabolic process. The record is from RefSeq and is a predicted model, not a curated record.